Bombyx mori (domestic silkworm) is the source of this 3899-nucleotide messenger RNA. It is a transcript of the gene mus201, whose product is annotated as DNA excision repair protein ERCC-5. NCBI's taxonomy places the organism in Eukaryota, Metazoa, Arthropoda, Insecta, Lepidoptera, Bombycidae. Gene Ontology annotation, cellular component: nucleus. Gene Ontology annotation, molecular function: DNA endonuclease activity; single-stranded DNA binding. The record is from RefSeq and is a predicted model, not a curated record. The transcript is spliced from 7 exons. Bases 459 to 3833 code for a protein of 1124 amino acids. Gene Ontology annotation, biological process: nucleotide-excision repair.
AGAUUGACAUAGACACCGUUUAAGCAAUCUGAAGUGCAAGCAAUUUGCUUUCCAAUAAUUUACAUCUACGCGUGCGAAACAACAAUGAAAUCCUCGAAUGCGAAGCAGACCGACUGACGAAGCUGACUGAAAGCCGCCGACGGUCGUAGUAGGAUGUGGGGUUACGCCGCGUGGGGCGUGAGAAAAUAAUGUGUGGGAAAGAGUAGGCGGUCGGCGGUCGCAGCGUGUGUAGUAACUAGUAAAACACCCAGUCUCCACUAACUCAAAUUAUAGUUUCAUUUGAUAGUGUGUGUAGUAAACAGUGAUUCAUAUGUUGAAAAGUUACAAUGUGUGAGGAAGAGAGCGACGAUUGACCGAAGAACCCGUGGGAAACGACCUUUGUUAUGUACUCUGAUUUAUAUUUAUAUACAUUAGUGUAAACAAAAAAAGUUCGGUCGGAGCUACUCUUAUCGGUAACGAUGGGAGUCACUGGAUUGUGGCGGUUGAUUGAACCGACAGGAAAGCCAGUUCCAGUAGAAACGUUGGAAAAUAAGGUUUUAGCUGUUGACAUCUCAAUAUGGUUGCACCAGAUGGUGAAAGGUUACCAAGAUGCCAAAGGAGCCCCUUUAGCAAAUGCUCACUUGAUGGGCUUGUUCCAACGGCUUUGCAAACUUCUCUACUUCAGGAUAAAACCAAUUUUCGUCUUUGAUGGUGGCUUUCCAGACUUGAAGAAAGAAACAAUUUCUAAAAGACAAGAUCACAAGGCGAAAUAUAAUUCAGAAUCUGAAAGAAUAAAGAGAGAAUUAGCUCUUCUUUUAAGCAAAAAAACUGCUAUCAACAGUUUGCUUGGAAAGCAGAUUUCACCAAAAAAGAAUGUAGCUCAAACUGAAAAUGAAGAUAAUAUAUUCAAAUUGCCAGAACUCCCGAAGAAGAACCAGGAGAGUGAAUCAGAUUCUGAGGAAGAAAGUUCAAGUGGCUCCUCUGUUGAUCUACAUUCAAUGGAUCUAAACUCUGAACAUUUCAAAAACAUGCCUCUUAAAGAGAAGUAUGAUCUACUUGUAGAGUUAAAAGAAACAAGAAAAAUGAAUUCUUGGGGAAGAUUACAUGAAUUACCAAAGAAAAGUGACAGUUUUUCUGAUUUCCAGAUGCAAAGAUUGUUAAAACGAAGGAAACUACAGGAAUGUUUUGAAGAAACUGAGAAAGAAAUGGGUGUUACAGGAAUGUCAUUAAAAGAUUUAGAAUCACUACUUAACGAGGAAGGUAUUGAUACUAAUGUUGAUACAUUACCGACAAAAAGAAUAGCGUCCAAUGAUAAUACAAGAUUCUUACUUAUAAAUAACAUAAAGCAAGCUUUAGCUGAAGCUAAGCAAAGAAACGACGCCAAAGAUCAAGCAAGCACGAGUAAUAGGGUAGAAGAAAUAAAUAUUGAAAAAGAAAAGUCACCAGUUAAAGAUGAACUUGAAUGUGAUUUAGAGAUGGCCAUUAAAAUGUCUAUGGAAUGUGUAAGUGAAACUGACACAGCUACUUAUAAUUCGAAGACUGAUGAUUCUUGGACAUCCUGUUUAACUGAUACAGAUUAUUCAGACUCUGAAGAUGAAUAUGAAGUACCAGAUAUGUCAACAGCAAAAGCUUAUAUCAUGCAGUAUAGUGAUUUCACUAAUAUUGCUAUUGAAAAACUUGUUUCAGAAAAAAGUAAUAAUAAAAAUAAAGCUCAUGCUUCCAAAUUAGAUGAAAUAUUAGAAGAAAUAAAUAGAGAGAAAGCAUUAAUUGAAAGUAAAUUAGAAAUAUCAUCUGAAGAAGACAAUAAAGUUCAAGAUAUUGACCUUACUUCAGAUUGUGCUGAAACUGUUCCUGUGCAAAAAGACAAAGAGCCUGCAGUAGAAGCAUUCAGUGUAGAAUUAAAACAAAAUCAUAAAGUAGAGGCUGCUGAUGGUGUUGUUGAGGAUAGCAAAGAAAUUGGUCAGCUUACAGUUCUGAAUGUAAGUGAUAAAGAACAAAAUAUCGAUAUUAUUGAAAGAAAAGAAAUGCCAAUAAAAGCUAUUGAUUCUUCGCAAUCCUCAGUAAUUUGUAUUCACAGUUCUGAUGAGGAUAUUUUAUCUUUUGAUGUAGAAAACACUGAUAAACGCAAUCCUGAAAUAUCCAAGGAUUCUGAAUCGGAUGAAGACGAUUUUGAGGACGUGCCGGAAAUAAAUUCUAAUCCCAAAACUGUUGUGCAACUAAUAUUAAAUACCAAUACUAUACCAGAUAAGAAUGAUCUGUUUGCAGAUAUCUUUGAGAAUACAGAGGCUGUAGAUGUUCAUGUGGAAACUGAAAAAGUGGAACAAAAAGGGCGCAAUGAACUAAAAAGUGAUAUACGCGAUCAAUUAAAAGUUGUAACCGAUGACACGACCAAAAACGAGUUUAGAAAAGAGAGCACAGAAGUAGUAGAGACUAAUUUACAAAAUGAAACAGUAAAUUGUAUUAUUCAGCACGAAAAUGACGAAAAAGCUACUAAUUCGGACAAAAAUCUGAAACUUUUACAAGAGAGAACUGUAGUCAAAGAGCCGAUAUCAACUGAAAAGUUGAAUACAAUCGUAGGUGAGAUUCAGUCAAAAGAAAAUUCUCUAAUACAAGAGAAAGGUCGAUUAGAUCGUGUUGGUAGAAACAUAACAGAACAGAUGACUAAAGAAGCUCAGGAGUUACUGCAAAUAUUCGGAAUUCCUUAUAUCGUCGCACCAAUGGAAGCAGAGGCACAGUGUGCCUUCCUUGAGACCAUUAAUCUAACUGACGGAACAAUCACAGAUGAUAGUGAUAUUUGGCUAUUUGGGGGUAGAACUGUGUACAAAAAUUUCUUUAAUCAAAAGAAACAUGUUCUACAGUUUUUAGCUGACAGAAUAGAAAAAUCAUAUAACUUAAGUCGUGAGCAGCUUGUUUUACUAGCUCUGUUAGUGGGCAGUGACUACACUACCGGGGUGUCUGGAGUAGGUCCAGUCACCGCACUAGAAAUCUUAGCGUCUUUUCCUUUCAACAAAAAGCAAUCGAAUGAAAGCGUUAAGAAAUCGCGAUAUGCCGAAAUGGUGGCUGGCUUACAAGAAUUUAAGGUGUGGGUGCGUGCCGGGAGAAGAACAGAUAAUAUUAGCUUAAAGAAAAAACUGAAGAAUGUGAAUUUGUCCGAAGAUUUUCCCAGUGUUCGCGUUGUACAAGCAUACUUAGAACCGAAUGUUGAAAAAAGUAAUGAAAAAUUUACAUGGGGUGAAUUAGACAUCACAAUACUUCGAGAUUAUACAAAAGAGAAAUUUGGUUGGUCACAAAAUAAACUCGACGAAAUAAUUAAACCAGUUUUAAAAAGAAUGCAAGAGAAGAAACUGCAGAGGUCAGUUGAAGAUUAUUUCAAGAAAAAUGUCAACUUGCAAUCUUUGGAGGAUCAAAUGAGCAAAAGGGUGAAAGCAGCGGUACAGAAAAUGGGACCGAAUAUAUUAAAUACACUUGAAGACCUUAUUCCGAGUACACAAGUUCAGGCAACAAUUGCUAAGAAAAGAAAGAAAAUAAAAAAUGAAUCAAAUAAAUCAGGCCCUACACAGCCUAAGUUGAAGAAAAAUCUAGAAGAAAAGCUCCUCAUUAGUCAGGGGGUAAAAGUCAUUUCAGAAACCAGUGAAGGUAGAACGAAAAAAAUUGAAAUACAAAUUCCUAAAACGGACCGAGUUCAAGAAAUCAUUCCACAGAGAGAGAAAGAGAAACAGAGCUUAUUGCAGAAUAAAUUGAAGGCUAUUGAAAUAUUCAGGAAGACCAAAAUCGAUCGCAAGAAAAAAGCUUUUAAAAAGAAAGUUAUAUUACCAAAAAACGAUGCAGAACUCUCAGAAACUGAUAGUGAAUAAUGUAGAAUGCAUGUAUAGGAAGGAUCUUGUUUGUUUUGUUCAAUAAAAAAAUCAAAUUUAAAAUAA